CUCGCAUCACCUCCCAGCCUUAGGUGCCUACUUCGGAAAAUGAAGUAAUAAGCCACCCGCCUCCGCCAUUUUGGGUAGAAUAAGGGUGCAUCCAGUGAGAGAAGGAUGCAGUCGGGGAACCUCUGGAGAAUUCUGGGACUCUGUCUCUUAUCAGUUGGUGCUUGGGGGCAGGACGAGGAUAUCAAAGCUUCUGAUGAAUUGACAAGUAUAUCUCCAGAGAAACGGUUUAAGGUCUCCAUCUCUGGAACCGAGGUAGUGGUGACAUGCCCUGAUGUUUUUGGAUAUGAUAAUAUAAAAUGGGAAAAAAAUGAUAACCUUGUGGAAGGUGCUAGUAACAGAGAGCUAUCUCAGAAGGAGUUUUCAGAAGUGGACGACAGUGGUUAUUAUGCCUGCUAUGCAGAUUCCGUAAAGGAGAAGAGCUAUCUCUACCUGAGAGCAAGAGUGUGUGCAAACUGCAUAGAGGUGAAUCUGAUGGCAGUGGUCACAAUCAUCGUAGCUGACAUCUGCCUUACUCUGGGGUUGCUGCUGAUGGUAUAUUACUGGAGCAAGACUAGAAAGGCCAAUGCCAAGCCUGUGAUGAGAGGAACAGGUGCCGGCAGCAGGCCCAGGGGACAAAACAAGGAGAAGCCACCACCUGUUCCCAAUCCAGACUACGAGCCCAUCCGGAAAGGCCAGCAGGACCUGUAUUCUGGCCUGAAUCAGAGAGGCAUCUGACGGCUCCUGAGGACACGGCCUCCCCCAGGCCCAGGUCUUGGUGUCUCCAGGUCCUGCUACUCCCAGUACCCUGGGUAAAUCUUGAACCCCAGAAGAGAAUUGUUCCUCUGCCUUCUGGAGAACUAACUCCCAGGCUGCAGCCUUAUCCCCAGCUCCCUCCAACCCGCCUUCUCUGCUGGCACUCGGUCCUGCAAUAUCACCUCCUCAUCAUGGCCAUUCACUGCCCCCCCACCAGCCAGAUUGCCCUCUGGUCAGGGUAUUUAUUUCUGUUACCCUGACGCCCCCACCAUCACCAGUUCCUUCCUACCCUUCAGAGGUAUCCUUGCUCUCUUCUGUACCGCCCCCUUGGACAGAACCUGCCCCCAUCCCUUACUAUCCCACCUACCUUUCCGUUUUUCCAGCUCUCUCUUUGGUGACCCUCUGUGGGGAUGGACUAGGUAACUCUGGUAGAGGUCCUGCCCCAUCCAUGACCUCGGCCCAGAGCCACCCUCUGCCCACAGGCCCCUGGAUGAUCAUUUGCAUUUUUACAAACGUGCUAGGCUCCUUGA
Messenger RNA from Nyctereutes procyonoides (raccoon dog), 1262 nucleotides. RefSeq names its product T-cell surface glycoprotein CD3 epsilon chain. Bases 106 to 714 code for a protein of 202 amino acids. Lineage: Eukaryota; Metazoa; Chordata; Mammalia; Carnivora; Canidae. Gene Ontology annotation, biological process: cell surface receptor signaling pathway; positive thymic T cell selection. The transcript is spliced from 9 exons. The record is from RefSeq and is a predicted model, not a curated record. Gene Ontology annotation, cellular component: membrane; alpha-beta T cell receptor complex; external side of plasma membrane. Gene Ontology annotation, molecular function: transmembrane signaling receptor activity.